AUGUUCAUAGCGGUUACAGCCGAGAACCGUCUCCGUGGCGACUGCGCCGGACCCUCCCCCAGACGGAGGCUGCCAAGGCUCCUACCACAUUCUCUGAGGAAGGCGAUUAGAGCCGUAGACCGGACGGUCGCUUUAAGGGAUCUAGUGAGGCACCGCGGCGCGGUGUCGGGGCACUCGGGGCGGGGGGGGUCUACUGAGCCGCGGGGAUUUUCCCUGGGCCCAAGGAUUCUCCUGCAUGCGGAGGCCACCUCCCCUCGGACCCCUGACCUUGUCGACACCGCCCCCCCAUCCCUGUCCCCCGUCCUGGAGGAUCAGCCCAACUUUGGCCAGGUGUCUGACCACGGGCCAGAGCUGCACCGGCCCCUCCCCGGAAUCGUCCUCCUUUCCCCUGUUUGCCUCCUUCGCCCCUCCCUCCGGGCACAGGACCCUAUUCCUGCGGGCCCCCAGCUUGUGGCCCUGGACCGAUCUACCUCCAGGGCCUUAAGGCCCAAGACACCCCGAAGGAAUGCAGUUCCACCCUCAGGUCGCGCCCCGGGUCUGGGGAGGUCCCGAGCCCAGGUUGGGCAGCCUCCUGCGGAAGAAGGACGCCGUGGGGCCGGGCGCCUUGCUGGGCAGCUUUCCCAAGGUGGUCUGAGAUGUGGCUCUGGUGUUUGUGGCCGCAGGAUGCACAGGAUCUUCACCGUGAAGACUGUGGACCCUUUUGAUGACCGCAAGGGGUGUGCUGUCUCUGUACCCGUGAUGGAUAACCCCAUAAAAAGGUUAUAGAUCUAGUUAGGUUUACUGUUUUCCCUCUCCCUUCCUCUAAAAGGCUGCCAGGAGGCUCUCCUGUUACCUCAUCCUUCCCCAAGUGUUUUAUCUUUCCAAUCUCUUACUCUCUUCUCCACCCCCACCCCCAUUUAAUUAGGUUCAGCAUUCUUAGUUGUUAAAUGCCUAGUCGGUGCUGGCUAGGUACUCAAAAUUAAAAAUGAAGCAGAUAGAGUACUG
This is a messenger RNA of Vombatus ursinus (common wombat), 984 nucleotides long. RefSeq lists its product as uncharacterized. The transcript is spliced from 3 exons. The coding region runs from base 1 to 765 and encodes 254 amino acids. Lineage: Eukaryota; Metazoa; Chordata; Mammalia; Diprotodontia; Vombatidae. The record is from RefSeq and is a predicted model, not a curated record.